Molecule: messenger RNA, 2537 nt
Organism: Caenorhabditis sp. 36 PRJEB53466
Lineage: Eukaryota; Metazoa; Nematoda; Chromadorea; Rhabditida; Rhabditidae
Source: the annotation of a GenBank genome assembly
AUGCCGAGUAAUCAAACUAAUUCAAAGGUGCAUUAGCUUUCCUACCGACAUUAUUUUAUAGAUAAGAUUCCAGAAAAUGAGCAAAAAGGCAGAAGAGCCGUCGAAUGUGCAGAAACUGCUUGCUUCCCUGCAACAGGCUCAAAAUAAGAGCGUAGAGCCCAGCGGCGAAUCAUCGAGCACAAAACCGAAGAAGAAAAAGGGAGGAGAGGAGAAGAAAAAGCCGAAAGGUCCGAGUGUGGGAGCACGGAUGCAGCAGCAGGCCGAGUCCGCCCGAAUGCAAUCGAAGAGACCGCGCCACGUGUCCACGUCCAAAGUGGGCCGAGCACAGACGAUCGGCGAGCAGCCGCAGCCGCAGUCGUCCCAUCAGCAGUACAGAGGACCGCGCAUUCCGACCGACGUCCUCGACGAACUCGAAUUCCGAUUCGUCAGCAACAUGGUCGACUACGAAGUGAGAAAUCUCAAAAGGGCGGUCCGUUCAGCUCAUAUUUCAGAUAAAUAAUAAAAUCCGUGCUUGUUUUCAUCUGGAAGUGGCUCAUUGGUAUUACAUAGAUCAUAUGGUGGAGGGAGACUACACGGGAUGCCCGAACGUCGGAUUACGCGAGUUCACCACCCAAAUGUUGUAUCAUUGCAAGGCACUGCACAAGUAUUCGCACGAUUCCGAUGAAGUAUGUGAAGAGUGACCAACUGAAUUCGAAAUAUUCUGUUCCAGUUCAUCGCCCAGUUCAGAGAUUACAAGUCGACUGUGCCGACGUACGGAGCCAUUCUGAUGGACGAAUCGCUAGAUUACGUGCUGCUCGUACAGUCGUACUUUGCAAAAGGAAACUCUUGGGGCUUCCCGAAGGGAAAAAUCAAUCAGAAUGAGCCGCCCCGUGACGCGGCGAUCCGCGAAUGUUACGAGGAAACUGGAUUCGAUUUCGGGCGUCAUUCGGAAAACGAGAAGAAGCUGCAGAAGUUCCAGAACGAAACGAUGGUCCGCCUUUAUAUCGUCAAAAACGUGCCGAAGGAUUACAAUUUCCAGCCACAAACAAGGAAAGAAAUCAGGUAUUUCAUUUUCAUCGGUGUGAAAACGAGUUAAAGUCUUACAGAAAGAUUCAGUGGUUCAAAGUUGACGAUCUGCCAACGGACAAAACUGACCAGGUGCCCACUCAUCUUCGCGGAUACAAGUUCUAUCUGGUGAUGCCGUUCGUGAACGAUAUCCGAACAUACGCGCGGAAGGAAAAGGAAAAAAUGAAGAAGAAACCUUUGGAAAAGGUUCCGGCGCCUGCGCCUCCUGCUCCUGUUCCGUCGACUUCGUCAAUUCUAUCUCAACUAUUUCCCAAUGUGCCUCUCAAAGCGAACACGUCCGAGGAACCCACUCCUCUGCCGCCCGCCUACAAAAGACUUACCAGCGAGGAGCUGUUCACUGCUUUCAAGCCUCCACCGCCAACUGGAACCUCCGAAAUUAGCCGUCCAACCCUUCCGGAUAUGUCUCCGUCAGUCGAUGGAAUGGACUCGUUGGCAGUACUCGGACUGUGCACUCCGCUGAAGCCAGGGGCCAACCUCAAUCAGUUUUCCAUCUCUCCACAAAAUUGUCCCAUGAUCUCGGAAGAGUCCGGCGGACAGAUGGAAUACUACGCGAGUGGCCAAGCUGAAGAGAUCGGAUUUGCGAUGCCGACGGAUCUGAAACAACCACUCGUCACUUCUGAUCAUCCUUGUGAGCUCAGAACUUUACGGAAAUCUGUUACUUUCAGAUUUCUUUCAGGGCACAACAAGAUUCAGGAAAACUCGGCUCCGCCACAAACAAUCGAGUCUCACCAAGGAUGGCUUGAUACUCAACUAGUCAACACGAUAAUGCACUCGCCGAACACUCAGAUGCCUUCUUCUCCGUCUCCAGCCACUCCAACUGCCGUUCUCGGUCAUCUCAUUGGCAAACCGAUCCAGCCGCAAGCGAUUUUCCCGCAAGCUGCCACGCCGACUGCCAUGGGAAGUGCCGAGAAGCCAAAAAGUUCGCGCAUCAGUCUGAGUGACAACUCUGCCUUCAAAGCGAUUUCCGCUCCGAAACAUUCCGUUCCGAAGGCGACCGCUCCGCCGUCCGCCGAAAAGACGCGUUCGUCGUCGUUGAGUGGACCAGCGGAACCACGAAAAGCGGCUCGCAAUCUAUUGCAUUCGGUGGUUUCUCCCGCUUCAAGCGGUUUAACUUCUGUGCAUGGAGACGAAGCGAGCAUGUGGGAAGUCAUGUGGUACAGGGAGCAACUGGGAACCACCGCCGGCACGAGCAUCUCUUCGCUCGCCGCUUCCAAUCAGGAGCUCGCUAUGAUCAACAGAGACACUCCAGUCGAAGAUCGCAACAUUUACAUGCAACAAGUCUACGAAUCAGCAGGAAAUCAACAAAGGACCGACUUCAUUCCGAAGUGCCACCAGUGGACUAAGCGCAUUCAGGUGAAUUUCGCAAGAAUAGUAAUAGCAAAUAAUACACAUAACAUUUUCAGCUGGACGUGGAGUACAUCGCGGGCCCAGCGGCCUUCUGGAAGAAGCAGUUCUCUGUUUCAAACAAUUAG